AAAAUAUUUUUCGUUACUCACCCCCAUAAUUCAUCAUAUAUUCUAUAUAUCUAUACGUAUAUAAAAAUGAACAAUUCCUUUUAUUCCACGUUUAAAAUAAGUUUAAUGAAUUGAUGUAGAUGUAGUCCUAGUAGAUGCAAACUAACUAUGUCUUCUUUUUUUGCAAUUUAUAACUAUCCCCCACGGUUAUGAUGGUAACUUUAAUUUCUGUGGUCGUGUACUUUUGCUCAAUUGGUUUUUUUAACACACUUUUUUUUUCCAGUUGGUUGCAUCAUCCCCUUUUUGAACUAGUAGUGAAAUAUAUCAAUCAAUCAAUCAAUUGAAUUAUCAAUUAUCAUACUUCAACUUCUCGAUUUAACAUACAAAUUACAAUGUUGUCAUCAAAAGUAUUAUCAUCAGCUUUAAGAGCUCAAUCCCGAAACUUAAUUAAAAGAGUCAAUGUCAGAACUAUUACUCCAAGUUUAUUAAACAUUAACUAUAGUAAUGUUAGAAACUUCCAAUCCAGUAUGGUUAAAUUCAAUGCUAAAGAAGAUUUAACUAAUGUUUUACAAUCUGAAUUGAAGGUUACUAAUACUAUUCCAAAUACUUUAGAUUCUAUAUAUGAGGGGUUUUUAGUUGAAAAUAAAUGGGAUUUAAUUGAAAAGGAUGGACAAUCAGUUAUUGAAUUAAAGAAAACUUUAGAAGAUGGUAAAAUCAUUAGAGUAUUUUUUGAUAUUGAACAAAUCACUGAUACUCCAUAUUCUGAAUUUGAUGGUGAAGAUGGUGAAUUUGAUGGUGAAAAUGGUUCAAGUGCUGAACUUGAAGAAAAUGAACAUGAUUUUGAUCAAGUUAGAAGUGAAGUUGAUGAAUUAGAUAAAUUAAUGUGUAAUGUUAGAGUUUUAAUUGAAAAUCCAACUUCUGAUACUGGAGUAUUUUUCAAUUUAAUCUUACAUUCUCUUGAAAAUUCCUUCAUUAUUGAUUUUGUUUCAAAUCAACCAAAAGCUUCUAAAUUCUUACAAGAAUUAGUUUAUGCUCAAGGUGAAUUCUCCGAUCAAUUAUCUUAUCAAGGUCCAAGAUUCUCUGAUUUAGAUGAAUCCUUACAAACUCAAUUCGAAACUUAUUUAUCAUCCCAAGGUAUUGAUGAUCAAUUAGCUGAAUUCAUUGUAUCUUAUAGUGAAGUUAAAGAAGAAGAUGAAUAUAGAAAAUGGUUAUCUGAUUUAGUUACCUUUUUCAAAUAAGUCAAUCAAUAAUGAUAACUCUUGUACAUAAACUACUUUUUAUAAAUUUGCCCCUUUUUAGUUACGUUCUAGUGUUUAUGUUAUAAUUAUUAAUUGAUUAUAAUCAUAGAUCUGUAUGUUAAUAUCAUGUAAAUACACACAUACCCUCCCAUACCCAUAUAUCACAUUUAGCGUAUUACCCUCAGAUAUUCG
This is a messenger RNA of Scheffersomyces coipomensis, 1409 nucleotides long. RefSeq names its product Mam33p (gene MAM33). Gene Ontology annotation, biological process: cytosolic ribosome assembly. The transcript has a single exon. The record is from RefSeq and is a predicted model, not a curated record. The coding region runs from base 372 to 1217 and encodes 281 amino acids. Lineage: Eukaryota; Fungi; Ascomycota; Pichiomycetes; Serinales; Debaryomycetaceae. Gene Ontology annotation, cellular component: mitochondrial matrix.